Molecule: messenger RNA, 1080 nt
Organism: Diaporthe amygdali
Lineage: Eukaryota; Fungi; Ascomycota; Sordariomycetes; Diaporthales; Diaporthaceae
Exons: 6
Coding region: 1-1080 (359 amino acids)
Source: RefSeq, a predicted model, not a curated record
AUGACCAACAUGGUUCACAACGUCCUCAUCACUGGUGGCUCUGGAUACCUCGGUGGGUCCUUGCUCGCUUCGUGGGCCCAGUCCAAUCUCUCAGGCUACCAGUCUUUGUAUGCCUUGGUCCGCUCAGAUGCCCAGGCCGAUGCAGUGAAGACCCUAUAUGACGCAGAACCAGUCCGCUGCGACUUACAAGAGAAGAGCAUUAGGGCUUCAAUCCUGGAGAAGCGCAUUUCUGUUGUGAUUUAUCUGAUUGACUCAUAUUACCCCAACGGCCAACUUGCGUUCAUCAAGGCUCUUGGGGAGCUUAAGAAAACUACUGGGCAGGAAGUACACUUUGUUUUCACGUCUGGAACCAAACAAUUUUCCGACAUGGCCGGGGCCCCUACAGAUGGCCUUCUGUAUGACAACGAUCCAAAUCUUUAUGAGAUCCACAAGAGUCAGAAAGCCGCUCACGAGGAGCUGCAGCACUCUGUCCAAACCACCAUCACUGUGGUUGAAGCCGGAGAAGAGCAUAACGUGAGAAUUUACGUGUUCUCUCCAUGCAUUGUCUACGGCAAAGGACUUGGCUUUGGAAACCUCAUUUCCAUCCAGACGGUUGAUAUCGUGAUUGCUGCAAAGGCAGCAGGCGGUGUGUACAGAAUCGGGCGAGAGGGGAAGAAGACAUGGCCUGUAUGCCAUAUAAGUGACUGCACCGCCUUGUUCAUUUCGCUCAUCAAGGCUAUCCUCAAUGACUCCAACCCUGAUCACGGGAAGCACGGUUUCUACUUGGCAUCCUCAGGAUCGGCGCGCUGGGACGAUAUAUAUUCUGCGACGAACAAAGCUCUGGUGAAGCGGGGGAUCAUCGAAGAUGCUUCGGUGAAAAUGGUCACAGACGAGGCAUUGCAGAAAAUGGCUAAGGCAUUGAAUGUUGAAACGUCUUCGGUCGUGGUCAAGGUUGGUGGACAAUCAAAUUACACCGCCGCUCACGGAAAGGAUUUGGGAUGGUGGCCUCGCUAUCCACCUACUCACAUCCUUGAAGCCCUUGAUGACGAGGUCGGCUUGAUUCUUGAAAGCCUGUCGCCCAAGCACCAGGGCAUCAGGUAA